AUUUAUCUUCAGCCAAGCGGAAGUUUGCAGAUUCCCUAAAUGAAUUUAAAUUCCGCUGCAUAGGUGAUGCUGAGACGGAUGAUGAGAUAUGCAUAGCCAAAUCUCUCCAAGAGUUUGCCACCGUUCUCCGGAACCUGGAAGACGAGCGGAUGCGCAUGAUCGAGAAUGCCAGUGAGGUGCUCAUCACGCCGCUGGAGAAGUUCCGCAAGGAGCAGAUUGGCGCUGCUAAGGAUGCCAAAAAGAAAUACGACAAGGAGACUGAGAAGUAUUGUGGUGUCCUAGAAAAGCACUUAAAUUUGUCUUCUAAGAAGAAAGAAUCCCAGCUCCAGGAGGCAGACAGCCAGGUGGACCUGGUUCGGCAGCAUUUCUACGAAGUCUCCCUGGAGUACGUCUUCAAGGUGCAAGAAGUCCAGGAAAGGAAGAUGUUUGAGUUUGUGGAACCUCUGCUGGCCUUUCUGCAGGGGCUUUUCACCUUCUACCACCAUGGCUAUGAACUUGCGAAGGACUUCAGCGAUUUCAAGACGGAGCUGACAAUCAGCAUCCAGAAUACAAGAAAUCGUUUUGAAGGAACAAGGUCGGAGGUUGAAUCAUUAAUGAAGAAGAUGAAGGAGAAUCCUCAUGAGCACAAGAACAUCAGCCCGUACACCAUGGAGGGUUACCUCUACGUGCAGGAGAAACGUCACUUUGGGACUUCCUGGGUGAAGCAUUAUUGCACAUAUCAGAGGGAAUCAAAGCGGAUUACCAUGGUACCGUUUGACCAGAAAUCUGGAGGAAAAGGGGGAGAAGAUGAAGCUGUUAUCCUCAAAUCUUGCACACGACGGAAAACUGACUCAAUCGAGAAGAGGUUUUGCUUUGAUGUGGAAGCAGUGGACCGGCCUGGCGUGAUCACCAUGCAGGCGCUCUCCGAAGAGGACCGAAGGCUUUGGAUGGAGGCGAUGGACGGCCGGGAACCGGUCUACAACUCGAACAAGGACAACCAAAGCGAAGGCACUGCCCAGUUGGAUAAUAUCGGCUUCAGCAUUAUCAAGAAAUGCAUACAUGCUGUUGAAACAAGAGGGAUCAAUGAGCAAGGGCUCUACCGAAUCGUUGGAGUAAACUCUAGAGUUCAAAAGCUGUUGAGUAUACUAAUGGAUCCCAAAACAGCCACUGAAACAGAAACAGAGAUCUGUGCAGAGUGGGAGAUAAAAACCAUUACUAGUGCGCUGAAGACCUACCUGAGGAUGCUUCCGGGGCCGCUCAUGAUGUAUCAGUUUCAAAGAAGCUUCAUCAAAGCAGCAAAACUGGAGAAUCAGGAGUCCAGGGUGUCUGAGAUCCACAGCCUUGUUCAUCGGCUCCCAGAGAAGAACAGGCAGAUGCUGCACUUGCUCAUGAACCACUUGGCAAAAGUGGCGAAUAAUCACAAGCAGAACCUGAUGACUGUGGCUAAUCUGGGUGUGGUGUUUGGGCCAACGCUGCUCCGGCCUCAGGAAGAAACAGUUGCAGCCAUUAUGGACAUCAAGUUUCAGAACAUUGUGGUUGAAAUUUUAAUAGAAAACCAUGAGAAGAUAUUUAACACGGUGCCCGAGACUCCACCGUCGAACUCCCAGCUGCUGUUAUCUCGCAAGAAGAGCACGGAUUCGAAGCCACCCUCCUGCAGCGAGAGACCCCUGACUCUCUUCCACACCGCGCAGCCUAACGAGAAGCAGGAGAACAGGAACAGUAUCAUCAACUCCAGCCUGGAAUCCGUCAUAUCCUCGAACGUAAACAGCUUCCUCAACUCCAACAGUGCUCCGCAGCCCAACCUGAACUCAAGUGAUCUUGAACUAGAAGUAAUUAAACCCAACAGGCCAAAUUCACUGAAGAGCCCCUCGCAAAGUCCUCAAGAAUAAGAAGAAGAAAAAUAAAGGUCCAGAUGACAUUUGCUUUCUGCAGACAGAACUGAAGGCAGGCAGCAGCCACUAUUUCCAAAAAGCCCGCCACCACCUCUGCUAUUUCCUUGGGAAAGAGAAAGGAAAUUGGAUCCUAGAAGACAACUGUUUUCCAAAUGCAAUGAGAUCUCAGAAUAGUCAAUAUACUCAAGUGCAUUUUCUUCUCUAAUGAGACAAGGGAAGGCUUAGGCCUUGCAAUUGCGUAACUCAGUAGGAUGAUAUUCAAGUAAUAUCUUUGAAAAUAAGUGCAUGUAUUACCCUGAAGAGCGAUAAACCCUUAGCAUGCCUCGUAGCCGCGCUGUUUGUAGGUGCUGGGGAGGGCCAGCUCAGGCAGGAUCCUGGAAAGUCCCUUUGUUCUUCUUGAGGAAAUUUGCUGGAGAGACUUGCAGAAGCACUGCAACAGGGAGCAAAAGUAGCUCGGUCAUCAUAGGACCAAAUUCAUCUCUUCUGUGAGUAACUUGAUUGAAAAAGGAUGAUCUUACUGCUGAAAAAUUGCAUGCUGUCAUUAAUUAAUAUUUCUGUCAGCUUUUUUGGUAGGCACUGAGAGUGUCUUCUGUGCCAUUCAGGAUCCAAAGACACCGGAAUCCUCCUCCAAAUUGUUUAUAGCUUCUUAGAUAAAGGCUAAUCCGAGUACUGACUUCUUGCUCUUAAGGCUUUUUUACUAGGCAACAUCGCAGAAUAAUUAUCUGCGAAUCAUAUUGAUUGUAUUAUACACUGUAAUUAGCGCAGCAAACGAAGCAGUUAAUGUAGUGAUGACAGAACUGACUUUAUGAUUAGCGAGAGUUGCGUUCUUUUAAAAUGAUUUCAUCUCAAAAAGUGCAUUGGGGAUUUCUAAUCCCAGUGCAUUGUACAGUUGGAUGAUUUUUUAAAUUUUGAAGUUAGGCGUGCUGGGAGUCCGCGCAGGAGGCGUUGGCAUUGCUGCAUGGACACUCUUGCCCUGUGGGUUCACCUCUGGGGUGUCCCCAGUGGGGCACCGAGUGCCCGAGCUGCAAGGCCAAAGGAGGGGCCAGAGGCAUUGGUGGCCACUUGCAGGGAACAAGCCCAGAGUUAUUUCAGUCGCCAGCUCACCACCCUGCUCCCUGGCACCUUCUGACUCUGGGCAACGCUCCUCUUUGGAAGAGCGAUGAGCGCUUUGUCCUGCCCCAGCUCAGGGCCUUCACAGUCCCUUAGCCACAGCCGCUCAGGGUUUGUGGCUAGCCAGAAGAUGAACUGAUGGCCAAGGUAUCUUGGCUGUCGUAGGGCUCGUUCUGCCCUGCAGGCUGUUCAGUAGAAGGCACUUAGUUCAAGCAGGGAGCUGGAGGCUGAGAGGGCUGUUUCUGGAUGUGGCUGUCCUUGGCUGUAGGCAAUCCAGGUGGGCACAGAGGCUGCAGCAGGUAAUGGGCACCUUCGUGAAGAGCUGAUGGAGGUGGUCGGAUGGAGGAGUCCACACGAGUGCCGAGUGGCCGUGGUAAGACUAUGGGCACACGCAGCAGCUCUGCUGCUGUACACCUUCCCCCUUCACUUGCCGUGCAAGCGUGUAGCCCUCCCGGAGCUUGCUGUCGUGUUCCAGAGCUGUUUAGCUGUGCAGAAUCAGGAAAUGUCACAUACGGGUAUUGGAGCUGAAGGGUUUGGGCUUCCAAAAUAGCAGCGCCUCUUGCGAUACUAAUAAUGAAAUGUUGGAGGUUCUUUUAUCCAGAGGAGAGCACUCUCCAAAUACUCAAAUGGGUCUAACGUACUCUCUCCAUUAGAGGGCAGAAGCAUGCUUAUACACAGAUAAAAUAAAACAAAAUUACAUGCCAUAUAUGCUAUAUAGCUUGCUGUGUUAAGGGAAGGCAGGAUAUCAUCACGGGAGAGCCAGACAACUAUACCUGCUAGAAAGAAAAAGCAGCAGCAAGAACUGGUGUUUCCAGGGUUAAUUUCUGUGAUUGGGGAUAACUGGGUGCUCUUUGUAGCACCUCCCUCUGUUUAAAAUUGGAAAUAGAUUUAAGAUAUGGUAAGUACAAAUGUCUAAUAGACUUGUUACAGUCAAAAUAAUGUGUCUUAUUUAGUCAUUUUUAAAAAGACGGACAAUUUUGAUAGAAAAAUACAAGCAGAUUGUUUCUAAAUGCUGAUAACGUAUUAGGUGAACGUUUUGAGGGUUUCUGUUAAGUCUGUCUUUGACCAUUCCCUGUUUUACAGCCCUCCUGUGAAAGUUCGGCUGCACUGUGUACUUCAUUCCUAUGUGCAUGUACGCUCUCAAGUAAUAAAGGUAUUGCCCUUCCUUGUAAGGGGGAGGUUGUUAGUGUCUGUUGAAUUCGAUGACACGACUUCUCCAAAGAAUAAAGAAGCCAGGAGUUUGCCCUUAAAUGGAUAUGGACUUUAAAGCAGUUCCGGCCAAAAAUUUAACCUUCUUUAAUGUCCUCUAGGUGCCAGUUGUACUGAUGAUAUUUAUGACACGGACACUUUCUCCCUAGAAAUUGGACGCAAUCCACAGACUUUAUUCUUUCAAUAUUGAAUUGUCACAAUCAGAGAAUGCAAAAUAGAGCUGGCUUUCAGCUUUGUUCAGAGAGCGCCAGAAAGGGCAUGCAGGAAAUAUUGAUGUGAGUCACAGCCUUGUUAGCAAGGUCCUGUCAUUGUUGGAAGCCCCCUUUUUCGGUCGAGGCUGAGACGGACAUGGAAAAACGUCAGCGCAUUAAACACACACACACACACACACACACACACACACGAACUGAGCAGGCUGAAACCUGGUCCCCUGGUGGAAGCUGGCCUGUGAAGGUGCCAUUCCAGUUUUAAGCUACUAAAUUAUAACUCAAACUGAAAGAAAGAGAAUUACAAUCACACCACAAAAUUCAAAAUUGACCGUAAAUAUUUUGUGGAGACCCUCUUGGAUUUUGCGGGGGGGAUCAGUUCUUUUUUUUAAAACAAUAGAGGUUGGGAGGUUGGGGUUUUAAAUGGAGCUUGAAAUGGGAAAAAAAAUGUUUGUUAUAUUCUCUUCUCUGUUAAUUUAACAAAAUAUUUCAAUCUGGGCUUCAGAAACAGAACCCGGGUGCUGGACCAAGGAGCUUCUCCUGUUGUGAGCUGGAACGGUCCUUGAAUGAUUGUGGCCUAAAGCGUUGCCCUUCUUACAGAGACUUUAUCUUUCUCUUAAAGGUUUAAGAGGUACUUGUCAACAUGGGCCAUCCGAGAGCUGCUGUUGCCCUCCGGGUGGCGAGCCGUGCCCCGGCGGGCCUGUGUGGGUCCCUGCACCCGGCCAAGGCACCCCAUGGCCGUGUCCUCCAGCUCUGCGCACUGGGCCACCACCCACCCGUGCUGCUUGUUUCGGGGUGGGGGUGACUUCAUCCUUCUUUGGUUUAGGGUUUGGAUUUUUUUUUCCCCUGAGUUGGCCACUAACGCCAUGCUUUUCAGAGGGCUUCUCCUUGAGUGCUGAAGAAACGCAUCCCUGCCUGCUGCCCCAUGAUAACGUAAGGAAACCUGAGAUGGACACAUCGAGACAAAGUCUUGAUAAGCCCAGACUGGUAUUUGGAGCGAAUUGCAUGUACAGGCUGGGGCUGAGGAUGGUGGAGGGUGCCCCUCCUAGCAAAUGGACCACCCUUUCCCCAACCAGGCCCAGCUUUUGAGGUUAUUUUGGUGCUUUCAAGGAGCAGCCCCGCAACCUCACCAGAUCCCGCGGCGAGGAGGGAGAAGAUGACCUGGGUGCUCUCUGGCACCCUGUUAAUAGCCGAUUUAGCCUUUCCCUCCCUCCAGCAUGUGUUUGGGCUCCAGGCUUGUACCAUGGGGUGCUGUGCCCUUGUCCCCUGCCUCGGCACCCGCCAGCGGACCCAAACGCCCCAUCCCUUUCUGGGGACGAAGGCAUGAAACCAUGGUGCUGCCAUCAACCUCUAGUAUUUAUUGGUGAGGGCUGAGUGUUGAGAGUUUUUUUUUGGUGUUUUAUCCGAGACAGAGUUUACAGUCUAAAUUAGAUAGGCAGUACAGAUGAGUUGAUAAAUAUGGGAACAAUAGAAGAUGAAUGAGACUCAGAUUAGUAUUUUAGUAUAAUAAUUGCUUUUCAGUAAACCUGAAAAUAAUCUAAAUAUAACGGUUUUGAAGGAAGCAAGCACUUCUCACUCGACUUCUGCGUGCAUUUACUAGGUCUGUAACUUGAGUCAGCUUUAAUUGGCAGCAGUAACGUAAAGAAAGAAUAGAGUCCAGAGCAGCGUGGA
Molecule: messenger RNA, 6067 nt
Organism: Struthio camelus australis
Lineage: Eukaryota; Metazoa; Chordata; Aves; Struthioniformes; Struthionidae
Source: RefSeq, a predicted model, not a curated record